UUAAAAAUAUAUAUAUACAUAUGAUUAAAAUGAAUAUCAAAAAUUGAUACGUUUCCGUCUAUUGUUUUCACAAUUUUGAAUUUUCUUGUUUUGAAUUUUGAAGAACUGAGAGAUUAAUAUAAUAUAAUACACAUGACUUUAGAAUUUGGAGAAUUACCGGUUCGAAUACGAAAAAUCGUUUAUUAUACAUUAGCUUCAUCAGAUCAAAGAGUUUGGGCAAAAUUUAUAUUUCCUGGUUUACAAAAUUUUUUGAUACGCUCAUUUUAUACUUCUUUGCCAAUGGCACCAGCAUUUCUACUGACAUUUUGGUUAGUGACAUGGUGUCCGGAAGAACAUAGAAGAUCAAAAAGAAAAGAUCCAAAUUUAUAUUUAUAAAAUAAUACAAAAUAAUUUUGAAGAUUAUAAUGGAGUAAUAAUUAUUUAUGUUUUCAUUCUAUUGCAUUGUUACUUAAAUUGUACUUAGUACUUAAUUUUAGUUAAAUCAAAGUUAAAAUAAAAAGUAUAUUCAAAAAUAUUUUAGAUUAAUAAUU
Messenger RNA from Apis mellifera (honey bee), 530 nucleotides. RefSeq names its product cytochrome b-c1 complex subunit 8-like. The transcript has 2 exons. The record is from RefSeq and is a predicted model, not a curated record. NCBI's taxonomy places the organism in Eukaryota, Metazoa, Arthropoda, Insecta, Hymenoptera, Apidae. Bases 133 to 375 code for a protein of 80 amino acids. Gene Ontology annotation, biological process: mitochondrial electron transport, ubiquinol to cytochrome c.